Molecule: messenger RNA, 1969 nt
Organism: Papilio xuthus (Asian swallowtail)
Lineage: Eukaryota; Metazoa; Arthropoda; Insecta; Lepidoptera; Papilionidae
Gene: Paip2
Product: polyA-binding protein interacting protein 2
Exons: 9
Coding region: 470-1588 (372 amino acids)
Biological process (GO): negative regulation of translational initiation
Cellular component (GO): cytoplasm
Molecular function (GO): mRNA regulatory element binding translation repressor activity
Source: RefSeq, a predicted model, not a curated record
CUAAAUUAACAAGAGUAUGUAUUCUACUUUAAAAAAGUAAUUUAUAACGUUUUAAUCCCUCGUUGAAUUAAAAUUAUUUCAAAAAACCACCAUAAAAAAAGCCGGCGCACUCAUAGGCGCGAAGUUGUUUACAAUAUCUCGAGUCAGUAUCGUGCAAAUAUCGGAUCGGUCGCCAUUUGCGCCACGGAGGCUCCCAAAUCGGUCUUGUGUGGAGUGAAAUUAUAGGUUAUAGUUAAUUGUAAUUAAUCACUUAUCAGUGCAAGAAAACUAAAGAAAUUAUACAACAAAACAUUAAGACACUGUUUAAUAAUAGAAAGGAGGAUAAAAUUCUUGAUAUGAUUGUCCAGUGUACCCGAUAUGAAGAUUGAAGAUAGGGUAUACACAAAGAAAUCUGUGCCUAAAUUACAUAAUAACUUAAAGUAAAUAGAAUUCAGUAUAUGGAUAGAAGAUAUAUUUACUGAGGAUAAGAAUGAAAAUUCCCGAGACGUCAGCUAAUAUUGGUGCUUAUUAUGGCAAUGAAGACAACGUACAGUGGCAGCCCAACGGUGUAAUAAUAGACAACGGAGUCGGUGGUGGUAUUGUAGGUAGCGGAGACGCGGGUGUACAUCGUCCCCCUGUCUACCCUGUGCAUAUACAGAGAGGACAUAUUCCAGGCUACGUGAUGGCUGAAGCUUACUAUCCUCCCACGUACCCCGCGCCACCAACACACGCAGCGCCACCUGACGACUUCGCCGAUUAUAUGUGGAUGGAAAACGAAGAGGAAUUUGAUAAACAAGUGAUGCAGCAAUUAGAAGAGGAAGCUCUAAUGGAGCAAUGUAUAGAGGCGAUGUUGGAAGAUGAACAGAGAGAGAGACAUCGUCCUGUACCUAACGGACAUAAUCAUUAUCCUACGACAAGUAAUGGUCAAGCAUCGUGUUCCUUAGAAGAAGCUGUAUCCAGAUCCACCCUCAAUCCAUUGGCCGCUGAGUUUGUACCCACAAGAGUUGUACCUCCACCGACAUGUGAAGAUAAAACAGAGAACAGCACAGAAGAGAAACAGACAGAUGAACAGAGUCCAAAGGAAGAUGUCACAAAAACAGUACAUGUCGAAAGUAAAGAAGAAAUUGUAGAAGAGAAGAAAGUUGAAGUAAUAUCACCAGAACCAAGCGAAACUCCAGAAGUAAGCGCAGCAGAUGUCCAACCGAUUGAGAAGAAGAAAGAAGUGAAAAUGGAACAGAAGAAAGUUAUCAAGCAAGAUGUUAAAGUUAAAGCGGUUGUAGUUAAAUCUGAUACGAAAGUUCAAAAGAAGAAAGAUGUUAAAAUUAUCAAAAGUGAUACGAGAGUAGAAGAGAAAGUUGAAGAUGAGAUUGCUAAGCAAUCACCACCUCCCAUCACUGAAGAAGCAACGCCUGGUGUUAAGCCGAUUAACUAUGCGGCUGCAGCGAAAGCUAAUAAACCUAAAAAGUCAACAUCACCGCCAACAGCAGAGAAGAUAAUCAAAGAGAAACCUAAACCUGUUGAAAAGACGGAAAAAAAGGAAAAAAUAUUAAUAAAAGAUGUGAAGCCGAAGGAAAAAGUUAACGUACAAAGAAAAAAUUCAACCAAGUGAUUGAGAUGUACAAAAAAAUUAACAUUUUUUGCCGUUUUUUUUUUCGGUCAGUAUGUGAGUUUUUUUUUCUUUCAUUUUUUUGUUUUUUUUUUUGUAAUUAGUGUGUAAAGUUGUGAUAUCCAUAAAAUAGCAUUUUUUUUGCGUUUGGGAGAAAAAAAAUUAAAAAAAAAAUACAGUGUAAAAUUAUGUGAAUAUUAUAUUAAGAAUAUAUUUAGUGUAACUACCUUUUUGGUGGACAGUUCGCUAGUUUACAAAAUGACGGACUUCAGUCUGUUUGUAGGAUAAGUUAAUUACAAUGCAAAAUUAAUUAAAAACAAAAAAUUAUAAGUUUUAUGAAUAUAUUUGACAUUUAAAUAUUUUAAAAAAUAAUUUUCUGAUUAC